This is a messenger RNA of Monopterus albus (swamp eel), 2275 nucleotides long. RefSeq names its product claudin-23-like. The transcript has a single exon. Gene Ontology annotation, molecular function: structural molecule activity. Lineage: Eukaryota; Metazoa; Chordata; Actinopteri; Synbranchiformes; Synbranchidae. Gene Ontology annotation, cellular component: bicellular tight junction; membrane. The record is from RefSeq and is a predicted model, not a curated record. The coding region runs from base 878 to 1756 and encodes 292 amino acids.
CAUAUUUUUCAAAUUUAAGUUCUAGGAGAGCUUGGUGACUCCACGCACAGUAGUUCAUCACCAAAUCUUUCAGACUGAGGUAAAAAUCUAAUGGUAUGUUGAUGGACACCGUGCAACAGAUGCUGAGAAGUGGUCAACAUGCAGUCUCUUGGCAUAUCAGGGUGUUCAGCUACUUAGAAACUUCACUUCUUGUGGGUCUGAUAAAGGUGAUGGCGGAGUCACACUCUCACCCCACUUGCUUUUAGCAUCUAUGAGAGUAAUGACGUCAUGAAAGUUGUUCACAUUUUUGGGUUUGACCAUCACUGAUGAGCACAAUGAACAUUCCUCUCUAAAGAGAGUUUAUUAGCAUUUGGAAAUAAUCCACUUUUAUGGCAACAUCAGAGUGACUGGAGAGGAAACUUCCGAGAGAGCAAAGGUAGAGAGAAGGAGGGCGGAAGAGAACAGAUACAAGGACGCGCAAAGGCAUUUAAGAUUCUUGCAGAACUACAUUCUACAAAAAUGGUUCCCACACAGGCACAGCAGCAUUUUCACACAAAAAUAAUCAUAAUCCGAGCUGUCCUACUAGGCUGAUGAGACUGACAUUUCACUGAUAACACCUAAUCUUUCCCCAGUUCUUUGUCACGUGUUGCACGUUUGCAUGACAAAAGACUUAUCGAAACCCCUCUUUCCCCGUCCUUACUGCUGCAGAUCACAAUGGAAAUGCUCUCAGCCCGACUGCGUAGGGCGCGCUGCACCUGCCCUAUGUGGGACUGAGACUGACAGGUAAAGCUAAAGCCCCGCCCACUGCCAAGUUUCAGUCGGACUUGUUUUCUAGACCAGCUGUUGCGGCUGUCAAAAGUCGUACGUUUCUGUUUCAAUUACUACACUGAGUUUGGGAAUGAGAGCACACACAUCAACAACAGCAGCAGCGAACAUGCCGGACCGAUCAUCUCAGCAGUGGAUGCGGACGUCCUUGCGCACCCCGGGGAUCCUGAUCUUCGGGAUGGUCCUGGCUCCCUGUGGCUGGAUCUUUGACCUGGUCGCCACUGUAGCUCCAAGCUGGAGGACCCUCAACAACCUCCCAAACAACCCACCCGACAAGUUCAUCGAACAAGGCAUCUGGGACAUCUGCAUAGGCUCCACACUCUCCUCCACACUCUCCUGCGGCCAGUCGGACACCACAUACUUCAACAACCAGAUCAUCCCCAUUGCCCGGGGUCUGAUGGUUGCCUCCCUCAUCGUGACUCUAAUCGGGCUGGCCGUGGCCAUCCCGGGGGUCCGCUGCUGGAGGGACAACCCUAACUGGGUAGUGGCCGGCUUGGGAGGAGUGCUGCUUUUCCUCUCAGGCGUCAUGACCAUCAUACCCAUCGCAUGGUACACACACAUCCUCAAGAGCGUCACAACGGUGUCCUCGACCACAGAUGUGCGCGUAGGCUACUGCAUCGUCCUGGGAUAUAUCGGCGGGAUAUUUGAAAUCCUGGCCGGCAUUGUCAUGUUCAUCGGGAUCUGCCGUUGCUGCGGAGGAAAGAACCGAGGGGAGAAACGGGUUAACACCGUGACCGCCCGGUAUGUCCACGAGAUGCCGCCGUCCAGACCGACUGAAGUACCCAGAGCACCCAGAGUGAGCCGAACCAGGAGCCCCCCCAGCAGCACCAGCAGCGUCUCAUACCCCAGAGACUACGUGGAUGAUGAUGUGUCCUUCCCCCGGGCCAAGACCCCGCCGCGCCGUGUAGAACACACCUCCUACAACCGCAGACCGUAUGAUGUCGACCUAUGAGAAGCACAUGCCUCUCACCUGCAGACUAAAACCCACAGCAAAAGGGAAACAACUCGAAGAAGAACAUGGCAAUUGAAAUAAGAGACUGAGACUGGAAAACAUCUAUGGGAAGAAGCAAUGCUAAUAAUAACACAAUGUCUUUAUAAAGUUAGUAACUGUAUUUUUCUAUAAUUUUCUGGAGUAUUCUAACAGUAGACAGGAGGCAAAUACCAUCCUCUCACUGUUGACUGGAGUUAUUCUGAAACCAGAAACUUUCAGCAGUAGGCUGCCAAGACAUUAAACCCUUUAUUAGCCUGUUAUGAAAUAACUCAAGUCACUACUAAGAGAAGCAGAAUCAAGUUAAACACCUCUUUAGUUGUUACAGUGUUUCAUCAGUGGAUCAGUAGGCCUAUCAUUUGAGUUUCAUUCGCAUAUCAGCUUACAGAUGUUGCUAAUUACUGACCUAACUAGAUUAAUUGUAACAUGAUUAUAAUAUAUUGCAGAUGUGCCUCAAGCUGUCCAGUUAUCAGAAGGAGAAUU